This is a messenger RNA of Acinonyx jubatus (cheetah), 2769 nucleotides long. RefSeq names its product SRA stem-loop interacting RNA binding protein (gene SLIRP). Lineage: Eukaryota; Metazoa; Chordata; Mammalia; Carnivora; Felidae. Bases 2411 to 2728 code for a protein of 105 amino acids. The record is from RefSeq and is a predicted model, not a curated record. The transcript has 4 exons. Gene Ontology annotation, molecular function: RNA binding.
UAAUUGGGGAUGCGUCUUGAGCUUUUGCGGCACGUAUUCAGGGUCUCCUGCCUGCGGGAGUGAUUUGGUGGAACAGUUCGUUACUUGCAAACGUUAAGAUGUACGAUUUAGAAGGGACUGUUUUGAUUGCGGUAUGGAGGAUGGAUUCAAACUGGUAAGGUUGAAGGCGGGGAGACGAACUAAAAGGCAGUUUCAGUAAUUUAGUCCUAAGAAGAGGACCUGAAAUAGUGUAGUGGUAGAAAAGCGGGUCAAAUCCACCUAUGUUAACAGAACAAAAUCAACGGCUUUUCGCGAUGGUUUGAAUGGGAAAGAGUACGGAAUGACGGAAAAGGAAGAACAACUUCCAGGUUUUUAGCGUUGGUGAAUAUCGUGGUUAGGAUGUGGAAGCAGCAGGUUUAAAGAAGAGGAGUUAAAGGUUAAAUGUGUUGAGUUUGAGAAAAACCUGUGAGGUCUCCGUCAGCAAGUGGGCAGAGAAGAAUGUGUAGAGAUUGAGAAGUGCCCUUUUAAACAUACUGCGCAGGUUAGAAUUCCACCUCGGCCAUUUAAUAGUUGUGCAACCCAAAAGGAGGGAAUUUGGGAAAAGGGCUCACUACUGUAAUUCAGUUUCAUCUGUGAAAUGGAGUCAGUAAUAACUUUCCUCAUAGGAUUUUUGAUUGGGUUAAAAUGAGUUUAUAUGUAAACCGCUUAGACCUGUGCUAGAUACAUAAGUGCUCAAUGAAUGACAAUCAUUUUCAUGAUUACCGUAAUUGAAGCUCAAGGGGAGAGACCUCGGCUGGAGAUAGAGGGUUGGGAGUAAUCAGUAUCGAAAUCUCUCACCAACAUUGAUUUUUGUCAGUUGCAGUUUUGAGAAAAUGUUUUUAUAUUUGCCUACCAAAAAUUAAAAAUCCACGGUCAGUUUUAUAGGUUUUCAUGUAUCAGGUCAUCUCCCUUAAAGAAAAGAAUGGAACUGGGAUUACUCACCUCUUAGUUUUUGUGGUCCAGGUGUGGGUAGUGGAAUGGAAAAUAGAUCAGUUUGUGCCUCACUUUCUCAGUAUGUGGCAGGUGAAGAUCAAGCCAGUACAAUGUCUUGCUUAGGCUCCAUGAAACUGUGUAAAGGCCCAGGGAUUUCAUCAGCGUCUUGCAGUUGCAGGUGUACAGACCAUAAUGGGUUGGUUUAAAACUCUUACAAAGGGUCUGUGUAACAUACAACUUUGAAACGUUCUCUCUCAGUUCAUUCAUUCAUUCAGCAAAUAUUUAAGGAUGUUUGUGGUGGGCAUUGUUCUUGGUGCUUGCAGCUGUUUUCCCUUAACAGUUAUAGGUAAUUUGGGAAGAGGGUUACCUUCCAGAACUAGUUUGUUUUGGAAGUGAAUGUUUUCUAGAACUUUCAAUACCUGGUUUAAAACGUGUAUAUUUAACACUAUUUUGUUUAUUCUCCAGUAACAUGGUCUCUGAGGUCCUGAUCUUGACAACUGAUUUGACCAACUGGGAGAGCUCUUCAGAAAUUUAGUCCCUAUGGGUUGCUGAAGCAUUACUAGGCAUUUAUUCAUUCAUCAAAUAUUGCCCUACUGUGUAUCAAUUACUAUUGACAUAGUGGACUCAACACUUGGGAAAGUUACGGUGUUGUGGUGAGGGUGAGGAGACUUACAACAGAUACAGGCAAUUGUUGAAGCAGUGAGGUUUAGAUGAACUAGGGGAAAUAACCAGGUAAUAUGAAAUAUCAAUCAGGGAAAGUACAAGCACUGUAGUUCAGAAGAGAUCAUGUAUUUUUGAUUUUUAAGAUUACUAUGCAUCUUUGAGGACUCGGGUCAGGAUAAUAGCAUUGUUUUGUAUUGGAGUAGAUCCCCGAUAAAUUAAUAUUCAGUGGAUAUAUUUGGCUUGGAUCUUGAAGGAUAAUUACAAUUUAGGCAGGAAGAGAUAGGAUUACCGACAUAACAAGGGGAAAUAACGAUAGACAAAGAUGGAAAUCCAUGGGACACACAGAAUUUCAUUUGCUAUACUAGAGAGUAACUAUGGGCCAGCAAUGGGAAAUAAAGCAGGAAGGGUAAGCAGGGUCAUCUCAACAAAUUUUAAAGUAUCAGCUUUUUAACUGAGUGUAAACUUUAUGGAAGGCAAGGGCUUAAACAACACACUACAGUUAAAUUGUCUUUUGUGUGACUUUCUCACAAGGAUUGUUAUCCAUGCACCUAACACUAUGAUGAAGAUACUCCUCUGCAGGGGAUGAAGACUACAGUCAACUCAGCAACUUAUCUGUGUGUGUCCCUACACACACUUUCCCCAAAUCUGGUACAUUGCAGCUUUAUAGAAAUGGUUCUUGACUUACAGCGGUUUCAUUUACAAUUUUUUGACUUUACAAUGGUGCAAUAGUGAUACACAUUCUGAAGAAACUCUGCUUUAAAUUUUGAUUUUUUUCCCUGUGCUAGUGAUAUGCAGUAUGAUACUCUUUUGUGAUAUUAGGCAGCAGCAGCAGCAGCAGCAAGAUGCAGCUCCCAGUGAGCCAUGUGAUUACGAGGGUGAGCUGAGAGAACAUUUUGCACAGUUUGGCCAUAUACGAAAGUGCAUCAUACCUUUUGACAAAGAGACUGGGUUUCACAGAGGUAUGGGUUGGAUUCAGUUUUCUUCAGAAGAAGAACUUCAGAAUGCACUACAGCAAGAAAAUCAUAUUAUUGAUGGAGUAAAGCUCCACAUUCAAGCUCAAAGACCAAAAAUUUUGCAAGGGGAUCAAACAUCUGAUGAAGAAAAAGAUUUUUGAGACUGUUACUACCUAUUAAAUAAAGUAAACAAAAUUGAAAA